AUGUCUUCGGAUGGACUCAAUCGUCGUAAAGAAGUUGUCAAUAGAAAUAACGACACAAAUGAGGAGAACGUGUCUCAAGAAGUGUCGCCCGAAAGACCACAAAAGCAGAGUAUUAUGAAGCGAGUGAUGAGUCUAAUGGCACUCUCGAUGGCUAUUCUUGUGAUGGUUUACUACACGACACAAACCAAUGACACCAAAGAACUGGUGAUGGCUUCGGCCACUCAAUCCAUAACUGGUCCGCCGAUCGCACAGCAAGUCAUGUGCUCUCAAGAAGACUAUACCGAAGACAGGGUUCGGUUCCCUUCGUGUGCGCCUCAAAGAUGCGGACGUUUUGUGUCCGAUUCGGUGAUCACUGAAUCGGAAGCCAAACACUUGCUGUCAGUGGCGAAGAGAGGCCUAUCAUUGGGCGGCUCGUCGGGCGGCGCCUCUUACCUGGGCCUCCAUAACGGCAGACUGUCUCUGGCAACCAAUUACGUGAAUAUCUAUAAACUCAUCGAAAGUACGCCGGAAAAGGCGGAUGUGUUGACCGAAAAAGACUUAGAAGUCUACGGAAGUGUGAGAAACAAAGUCCGCAAAACGAUUGCCACUCACUUCGGUGUCCCCGCGGCUCAGCUCUACGUAACGACGCCGUCGUAUUUCUCAAGAAUCACGACAAAAAGAGCCAUGCACAAAUACGAAGCGUAUUGGCGCAGACACGUGGACAGACAUCACAUUAAGAGCGAUCACUACACUUCUGUCAUCUAUUUAUCGACAUAUGGCGCGGACUUUUCGGGCGGAAGCUUUGUAUUCGCGGACGAGAUGUCGAACCACACGAUUGAGCCUAAGUUGGGACGACUCGUGUGGUAUACGUCCGGCUCAGAGAACGAGCACUUCCUCGAGAGGGUCACCUCCGGGACCCGAUAUGCUCUCGUUAUGGGCUUCACGUGUGACCCCAAGUUUGCGGCCACAGAGCCACACAUUGUUAGACCGCAUACAUGCGCCCAACCAUUUUGUUGUUUGUAUGGGGUGUAG
This is a messenger RNA of Oppiella nova, 1011 nucleotides long. The record is from the annotation of a GenBank genome assembly. Lineage: Eukaryota; Metazoa; Arthropoda; Arachnida; Sarcoptiformes; Oppiidae.